Marmota monax (woodchuck) is the source of this 1470-nucleotide messenger RNA. RefSeq names its product olfactory receptor 5B3-like. Gene Ontology annotation, biological process: G protein-coupled receptor signaling pathway; sensory perception of smell. The coding region runs from base 96 to 1034 and encodes 312 amino acids. The record is from RefSeq and is a predicted model, not a curated record. NCBI's taxonomy places the organism in Eukaryota, Metazoa, Chordata, Mammalia, Rodentia, Sciuridae. Gene Ontology annotation, molecular function: G protein-coupled receptor activity; odorant binding; olfactory receptor activity. The transcript has a single exon. Gene Ontology annotation, cellular component: membrane.
UUUUCAGGGAAAUAUUUAUUUCAUAACACCUAGUUACAUUCUUGUACUUUAUUUCUCUCUGCUAAAGAGCAUCUCCUGACUCCCAAAUAGCACAGAUGCAGAACAGGACAGAAGUGACAGAGUUCCUCCUACUAGGACUCACCAAUGCCCCAGGACUACAGGUGGCCCUCUUUAUCAUGAUCACACUUAUCUAUUUCAUUAAUGUUCUUGGAAACCUUGGGAUGAUUGUUCUCAUUCUCACUGAUUCUCGUCUCCACACUCCCAUGUACUUUUUUCUUGGUAGCUUGUCUCUGGCGGAUUUAGGCUACUCUUCUGCUGUCACUCCCUCAGCCAUGGCUGGGCUCCUUCUAGGAGACAAGGUCAUCUCCUACAAUGUCUGUGCUGCUCAGAUGUUCAUUUUUAUAGCCUUUGCCACUGUGGAAAAUUUCCUCUUGGCAUCUAUGGCUUAUGACCGCUUUGCCGCUGUGUGCAAACCCUUACAUUACUCUACCACCAUGACUACAGGUGUGUGUGCCCGUCUGGUCAUAGGCUGCCAUGUCUGUGGUUUCCUGAAUGCCUCCAUCCACAUUGGAGAAAUAUUCAGUCUCUCCUUCUGUAAGUCCAACGUGGUUCAUCACUUCUUCUGUGAUAUUCCAGCAGUCAUGGCUCUCUCUUGCUCUGAUAGACACGUCAAUGAGCUGGUUCUUGUUUAUGUAGCCAGCUUCAAUGCCUUUUUUGCUCUUCUAAUUAUCUUGGUGUCCUACCUAUUCAUAUUUAUCACCAUCCUGAAGAUGCGCUCAGCUACAGGAUACCAGAAAGCUCUGUCCACCUGUGCCUCCCAUCUCACUGCAGUCUCCAUUUUCUAUGGGACAAUUAUCUUCAUGUACUUGCAGCCCAGCUCCAGUCACUCCAUGGACACUGACAAAUUUGCCUCUGUGUUCUACACCAUGGUCAUCCCCAUGCUGAACCCUGUGGUCUACAGCCUCAGGAACACGGAGGUCAAGAGGGCAUUCAAGAAGAUAGUUUUAGAGGGAAAAGUGUUUCUAAAAUUUUGAUUUAAAAAUUGUAGGAUGCUCAAUAACUUAAUGUCAUGCUUCUCAGAUCUUCUCCAUGUGCUGAACCACAUAUUAAGGUGCAUAUCGAAGUCAAGUUCCUGAAGUCAAAUACUUAUCUCCUCAAAAAUCAGUUUAUUGUGUAGAAACAAGGAAACAUAUCCAGAAAUAUAAUAUUCUGUAUAACAAUGGUGAGAGGAGUCACAAGAUAUUUUGCUUCUGGCUUAUCAAACGAAUGUAUUAAGGAUAUUUGAUUAAUUCAUUUCAUCUAUAUGCCCUUUUUCUAUCACACAUUAGUAGAAACACACAUGUAAAGUUAGAAAAAACUUGUGACUGUGAACAUUUUCAUGAAUAUACCCACAUGAGUACAUAUAAAUGAGUAGAAAAUUUGCCAGACAUAAAUAGAAUGUGACUAAUUUUGGUGAAAAAAAAUUAAGUA